Gossypium raimondii (Peruvian cotton) is the source of this 1165-nucleotide messenger RNA. RefSeq lists its product as uncharacterized. The transcript has a single exon. The record is from RefSeq and is a predicted model, not a curated record. Bases 129 to 1073 code for a protein of 314 amino acids. Lineage: Eukaryota; Viridiplantae; Streptophyta; Magnoliopsida; Malvales; Malvaceae.
UCCACCAAUAUGACAAACCAUGGAAAGUCAACCCCUUGGAAAGACUUCCACUUUGUAGUCUUCACCUUCAUAUUGAGUCAUUGAGUGUGAGGAUAAGGUAUUACAAUACAGUUGCUUAGAUCACUACGAUGGAAAGCUCAUCAAGGUUGAUGAAAGACAGACUUGGGUUCUUUGAGAUAAUCCAACAAUCUCUGAAAAUCCCAUUGAAUAAUCCCAACUUCAUUUUAUUAACCUUCCUCACUUCCUUCCCUCUUUUUUGUUUCCUCGUUUUCUACGAGAUCAUCCUUCAGCAUACCCUGAUUGAAUCCGCACAAAUCUUUCAGAAAACAUUUGAUGACUAUGAAAGACUAACCAAAAUUGGGUACUUGUUAGAGAAAGUUUCUCCUAUGGAUCUUUUCGUGUGUGUCCUAUUUAUGGGAACCCUCCAUUUCGUAGACCUCUUCAACACCAUUGCAAUCGUGGAUAUUGCAUCAAUGAUAUAUGCAGGAGAAAAACCCAUCAGCCUCAAACACAUGAUUUGUAGAUCUAUCAACGAAACAAGGUUCAAAGGGCCUCUGAUCACAUCAAUUUGUUCUCUCUCUUUAGCUGCCCUUGUUCUCCUUGGACUGAUCGCCUUUGCAACAAGCAUAUACAUAUUAGCAUCAUUAGCUGUCUUCUUCAUGGUGAUAUUUAUGGUGCCUUUUAUAGCUUUAUUGGUGAAGUACCUCGAAUGGAGUGCGAUUUGGAACAUGGGGAUUGUGGUUUCGAUCCUGGAAGAUAAUAAACAAGGCGAUGUAGCAUUAUUGCUCUCAUCGUAUCUCAGUAGAUGUAAUAGGGGUGGUGGAUUCUUCUUAAUGCUUGGAUUCUUUGUUUGGAGAUUUGGGUUACGAUUUGCUUUCCUUUAUAGAACGUGGUACAAUGGAGACAGUAGCAUUGGGGAAACGACUCUACAUAUUAGCCUAGUUUGCUUGGGGAAUUUGGUAAAAUGGGUGGCCCUCAUGCUUUACUUUUAUGAUUGUAAGAAGCAAACUUCCUCUAGGAUUAGUGAUGUUGAAGACGCAAAAAUUCAGGAACGAAGAUCUGCAGCUACAUAAUAAAUUUUCAUGUUUAAAUUUGGCAUUUUACCAAAUCUGUAUAAUUGUCUUGUUUUUACAUGGAAUUGUUAUUACUAAAGCUUGAUCUUGCA